CUUUUGAAGGCUAUUAUGAAGGAAAUCGGUACUUUAGAUGAUGAAAUUAAAUUGCACAAUAAGGUAACAGCUUAUAAUUUAUCACGGCGUGGAGCUCUUUUGCGUAAAAUUGGCCAACUGUUGCGAUCACAAGAAGACCUCGAACUUGCUAUAAAAAUGGAACCACAAUUUUUGGAUGCAUUUUGGCAAAGACAUCUGUUAUAUUUAUUGCAAGGAGAGGACUAUAAAGCACUAGAUGAUCUGAAUUUUAUUAUAAAGAUAAAUAAAAAUCACGCUAGAGCGUAUCGAGCUAGAGCUGAAAUAUUCCGACGUCUUGGCGAUGCUACAAUGGCAGCUAUUAAUUAUACGCAGGCAAUUCGGCUAAAUCCUGAUGAUGCAGAAGCUUAUUUUAGAAGAGCUGAAAUGUAUGAAAAGAAAAAUGACAUCUUAUCUGCAUUAGAAGAUUAUGCGAUAACUAGCAAAUUGAUGCCCACGAAAACGGAAGCGAUAUUUAAGCAUGGAAUGUAUAUGUUUAAACAAGGAUCUUGGUUAAGUGCUAUCAACGAUUUUUCAAAAUUACUAGCAAUGACACCUUAUAAUGCCGAAGCAAGAAGUUAUCGUGGUCGAGCACAAGCACAAUUAGGCAAUUUUACAAGUGCUUUAAAGGAUUUAUCAAUUGCUAUUCACUUUAAUCCAGACGAUGCGACAAUUUUUUAUCAUAGAGGAUGCAUUUUAAGGCGAAGCCACCCUAAGAUGGCCUUACAAGAUCUUAGCACAUCUAUUCUUUUAGAUGAUUCCUAUGAUAAUGUAUUGGCGUAUGCCCAUCGGGGUAUUAUAUACGCAUCUAUGAAACGAUGGCCGGAAGCUGUGAGCGAUUUUGAAGCCGCUGUAAAACUAGACAAAACAAUCGUGCUGGCUCAUGUCAAUUUAGGAGUUAUAUACAUGCGGCAAAAACAUGAUUAUACCAAUGCAAUUCGACGAUUAACAUCGGCGAUACGUAUUGAUCCAACCUAUGUCAGAGCUUAUGUUUGCCGAGCAGAAGCUUACUGCUAUGAAAUUUAUACUAUAAUCAUCUAUCGUAGAUUUGCAUUCAAUCUCAACCAAGGUGUUGAUUUAUCAAUCACCCAACAAGCUGCUGUUUAUUCAUUCUUGGGUGAAUAUACCGAGUCAAUUCAAGCUUUAAAUCGUGCAAUUCGAGCUCAGCCUGUCGCACCAUUAUAUUUAUUACUUGGCAAAGUUAGCAUGAAAGCCAAACUUUUCAACGUCGCUAUUGAUCAUUUCAAGGAAGCUGUCAAACUUAUGGUAAUGCUGAUACAAUCUAUUGUGAUUAUAUGUCUAUUACCUGGAGCACUUAAGUACUUGAUUAAAGCCUAUAACUUUGCUGCCAAAGAUUUAACUAAAGCCAUUGCAAUAGAUCAUACAUGCGUUUUAGCUUAUUUUAAUCGUGCACUUUGCUACCAGAAGUUAAAAGAAUAUCAUAAAGCUUUGCAGGACUAUGGAGUUGUUCAAUUACUCGACAAUGAUGAAGAUCAAAAGGUUUUGCAAAAUCGCAGUUUACUUUAUUUUGAAAUUGGCGACUACGAAAACGCCUUGUUAGAUACACUAUUAUGCUUUAAGGAAAAUCCAAAAGAUGUCAAAAUCAUCCACACCAUCGGUCGUUGUUAUCAUCACCUUCAAUACUAUGAAGAUGCAAUUUAUGCAUUCAAUGCUGCGUUAGCUAUAGAUCCGUUCUUUCUCGAUGCUUACCUUGGUCGAGGAAAUGUAAUGAUGGAUUAUGUUACCUUGAAUCACAAUGCUAUCAGCAGGAGGGAUUAUGGGAAAGCUUUACGUUUGAGCCCUUUCUACUUACCUGCACGUCUUAACUUAGCUUAUAGUUUGCAGGUCGAUGGCCAUUUCAAGCUUGCUUGGAAUCAAUUUACGAUCGCUCUUAAUAUAGAUAAAGAGUGCAUAAGUGCCCUUGAAGGAAGAGCAGUAGUUAAUUUACAAAUGAGCAAUACAUUUGCAGCCUUGACUGAUAUUAAUCAAGCAAUUAAGAUUAAGCAGACAGCAGAACUUUAUACUAACCGUGGAGUAAUUCAUCUAUUUCGGAAUGAUGUUGUAAAUGCUAUGAGAGAUUAUCAAACUGCUAUAGCUUUGACUCCGACUUAUAGCCUAGCCUACUUUAACGCAGCCAAUUUAUAUUUUAUUCAACGCCGAUUCCAACAAGCUCUAAUGUACUAUGACAAAGCCUUAGAAUUUGAUGCAAAUGAUGAGUCAGCUCUUCAUAAUAGAGGUGUUGCUAAGAUUAUGAUGAAAGAUUACGAAGGUGCCUUGGAAGAUUUUAAUAAAACAAUUGAUAUUUACCCGUAUGGAGCUCAUGCUUACUUUAAUCGAGGAAACUUACUUGCAAUAAUGGGACGAUAUGGGGAAGCAGAGAAUGAUUAUGGCAUUGCCUUAAAGUUAAAGCCUCAAGAUGCCAUAGUUCUAAAAAGACGUGCCUAUGUUAAAGGCAAGCAAUCGAGAAAAGAAGAAGCUCUAGAGGAUUAUAAGUUGGCUGUGAAUAUUCAAAGUGAAUCUGUAAUAAAAGAUUUAUUGACCGAAGAAUUAACUUCCUCAGCGUAG
This is a messenger RNA of Trichoplax adhaerens, 2580 nucleotides long. RefSeq lists its product as uncharacterized. Gene Ontology annotation, molecular function: protein binding. The record is from RefSeq and is a predicted model, not a curated record. The transcript is spliced from 23 exons. The annotation marks the transcript as partial. NCBI's taxonomy places the organism in Eukaryota, Metazoa, Placozoa, Uniplacotomia, Trichoplacea, Trichoplacidae.